Punctularia strigosozonata HHB-11173 SS5 is the source of this 1902-nucleotide messenger RNA. RefSeq names its product A/B/D/E cyclin. Bases 399 to 1601 code for a protein of 400 amino acids. Gene Ontology annotation, cellular component: centrosome; nucleus; cyclin-dependent protein kinase holoenzyme complex. NCBI's taxonomy places the organism in Eukaryota, Fungi, Basidiomycota, Agaricomycetes, Corticiales, Punctulariaceae. The transcript is spliced from 4 exons. The record is from RefSeq and is a predicted model, not a curated record. Gene Ontology annotation, molecular function: cyclin-dependent protein serine/threonine kinase regulator activity. Gene Ontology annotation, biological process: G2/M transition of mitotic cell cycle; regulation of cyclin-dependent protein serine/threonine kinase activity.
GCACCACCCGCGCGACAGGCGCGACGGCGGCGUCGCGAGCCAAGGCGUCGGCGUCGACCAAGCUGAAGGAGAACGGUGAUGCCGCCGCGCAGAAGCGCAAGCGCGAGGCCCUCGCCGAGGUCGGCGGACCCAACAAACCCAAGCCGGCGUCGACCAAGGAAUCUGCAACGAAGGGUAAAGCCGUCUUUGACGGCGUCGUGUUGAAGAAGACCGCGACUACUUCGCAGACGACUGUCGCACCACCGUCCACCGGCACCGCUCGCACCGCUCUCAGGACUCUCAGUGGACAUGCACCCGCUUCUCGUAGGACCACACGAGCCGCUGCUGCGAGCGCGAUCACCGUAGCGACUGAUCAUGCCGUGGUCAAACGGGAGGUCCUGGCCGAAAUCGUCGAGGAGAUGGAAGUCGACAUGCAUCCUUCAACUUCGAAGGCACGACUAUCAUCUUUGCGGGCAACCAAUGAGCGACGAGCGUCGUUACGGGCGGCUGCGGCUGCCAAGGCCGAAGCAGACGAGGAGGAUCUCCGCGCGUACAAGAAGCGGAGGACGUCCUCGGAGGCUGGUGACGAGGAACUCCGGGAAACCGAGGCGCAACUGACGGAGAACGUGGCCGAGGAAGCUGAGGAGGUUGCGGGGGAGGUCGAGGACUGGGAUCAGGGCUGGGACGAUCUCGAUGCCGAAGACGCAGACGAUCCUCAGAUGGUCAGCGAGUACGUCGCCGAGAUCUUCGCGUACCUCAAGGAGGUCGAGCAAAAAACCAUGCCUAGUCCCCAUUACAUGGACUCUCAGAAGGAACUCGCAUGGAAGAUGCGGGGCAUCCUCACGGACUGGCUCAUCCAGGUCCACUUCCGCUUCCGCCUCCUUCCGGAGACUCUCUUCCUCGCGGUCAACAUCAUCGAUCGCUUCCUGUCUGCGCGAGUAGUGUCUCUACAAAAACUUCAGCUCGUCGGCAUCGUCUGCAUGUUCAUCGCGGCGAAGGUCGAGGAGGUCGUUGCCCCCUCUGCAUCGAACUUCCUCUACUGCGCCGACUCUACCUACACCGAGAACGAAAUACUGCAGGCGGAGAAAUAUAUCCUGAAGACCAUCGACUGGGAUCUCAGUUACCCUAAUCCCAUGCAUUUCCUCCGUCGUAUCAGCAAGGCGGACAACUACGAUGUUCAGGCGCGGACCGUUGGCAAGUACCUGCUCGAGAUUUCGUGCUUGGAGUGGCGGUUGUUGCCUGCACCGCCCUCUCUUCUUGCCGCUGCCUCGAUCUGGCUCGCGCGGCUGAUCCUCGGAAGGGAAGAAUGGACACCGAAUCUCGCGCACUACUCGUCGUACCCCGAGGAGGCACUCAUCCCAACAGCAAACAUCAUGCUGAACUACAUACUCAAACCUGUUGUACAUGAAUCAUUCUUCAAGAAGUACGCGUCGCGCAAAUACAUGAAGGCUAGUGACUUCGUCCGGAAAUGGGCAGUCGGCCAAUGGGGUGAGGGUGCCAAGGUCGACCUCUACGCGGAUCUGCCGGCACUUCGCGAGAUGGCUCGUGAAACCCGCGAGGAGCUCGCCAUCGCUGAGGCGCACGCUCGCACUGCCGAGCUCUUAGGAGAGGCCGACGACUGAAAGACGCCGUUUGGACGGACGCUCAGGAGGACCUCGUCGCUCCCCCGACGCCAGCAGACGCUCCUUUACGCAGGUACCCUUAUUUAUCAUCCCUUAACACUAUGCCCCGUCAUGCACCGCAUUGUACGCUACACCUACGCCCGCAGCCGCCGCAUCCACGCAUCUGUUCAUCGACCCCCGCUUCCAUUCACGCAUGUUCAUCGGCCAGUCCUGUGCAAUCAUAAUCAUUACAGACUACCUCACCAUGUUUUCUCGUGGCGCGUCGCUUUCGGAGCUUUCUUGCCAACACCCAAUGGCCACC